Molecule: messenger RNA, 218 nt
Organism: Racocetra fulgida
Lineage: Eukaryota; Fungi; Glomeromycota; Glomeromycetes; Diversisporales; Gigasporaceae
Source: the annotation of a GenBank genome assembly
AUGACGUAUGUAUCCAAAUUAGUCAGCGAGUAUUGGAAAAAUGAAUCAGAACAGGUUAAAAGUGCAUAUAAAAGGAUUGCGGAAGAAGUAGAGGAAAAAUUGAAUGAAGCGAGAAUAAAGGCUUUAGUCUACCCAGAUGCUUCACAAAAACAAAAUGAUCAAAAAAAAGCAAAGAAAACUCGCAAGAGACGCAAUCGUAAUAAUAAUAACGUUCAAGA